AUGGACCAGAUUCUUCAGCAGUACCUUAGAGACAUCAUCAACGAGCAGGUUUAUAGACCACAGUCCAGACGGUCUGCGUACCGUGUGCAACCACAGUACUUUUACGGAGCAAGACCAAGGUCCUAUGGCUACCCCCAGGUUCCGCAGUUCAAUCCUUAUGAACAGUACCAGGAGUACGAGGACGAGGAAGAGGAGCCUGCUGAUGACGGUGAGACCCAAUAUAGACUCGAGGACCUGUUUGGACCGUACUUUGCUAGAAAGCAAGCCAAACCGGUUGCGCAGGAAUUCCCAGCCAUUGUGACUCGGCCAGCAGAACCAGCAGAACCAGCGGCCAAGUCUGAGCCCGAGCACACCCCAAAACCACCAGCAGACCCAAUCGGGCAAAUUCUCAAGGAAGCGAAGCCAAAGACCAAACUGAACCGGCGCAACUCGGCCUCGUUGAACCUGCACACGAAACAGAAGGAGCCAAAAAUCGACCCGUUGCAGAUAUCUGCCCCACAGACGAAAACGAGUCUUCCGUUCUCACCGGCAGUCAACGUUUAUGACUUCCCGGAAAACUACAUCGUGGCUUUGGCUCUGCCAGGAGUGUCCAAAGAGUUUGUGGACAUCGAGUUCCAUCCAACCUCGUCGGAACUCGUUGUCAAGGGAGAGGUCACCAACAAGUACCUUUCGGACGAUGCGACGGUCAACAACUCGAACAUUGUGCGUGUUUCUGAACAACGGUUUGGCUCGUUCGAAAGAGUCAUCAAACUGCCGUCGUUCCCUGACGUUAAAGAAGAAGCCAUCAGCGCCAAGUUCCAGCGGGGAAUGCUCGAGAUCAAGAUCCCAAAGGUCAAGGCGUCCGAAACGGUGAAAAAACCUAGAAAAAUCACACUGGAGGAGAUCCCAGAUGAGGAGCUGGAAAGAGAGUCUCAUCAGUAG
Ogataea philodendri is the source of this 921-nucleotide messenger RNA. RefSeq lists its product as uncharacterized. The record is from RefSeq and is a predicted model, not a curated record. NCBI's taxonomy places the organism in Eukaryota, Fungi, Ascomycota, Pichiomycetes, Pichiales, Pichiaceae. Gene Ontology annotation, biological process: response to salt stress; response to hydrogen peroxide; protein folding. The transcript has a single exon. The coding region runs from base 1 to 921 and encodes 306 amino acids.